AUGACAGACGAAGCUGACGACGACAAGACUUUUAUCCGGCACUCCUUCCAGGAAUGUAUGCAGCUCACGCGGGUAUCGAGCGCAAAUAGCAAGGAUGCACAGCGAUACAUGAGCCACCAGCAGCCCUGGAGGCCAGGACAGGACUUGGGAUGGAGCAUGAGCACGCAAAGGAGCCCAGAGCGCGCGAGGAAAUUUGCUCCGGGCACGUACGGGGCUCAUGUGUACGCCCAAGCAUCGUACGCAGCUUCAAAGGCAAUCAAGGACGACAAGUCUAUACAGCACGCCAGUCAACUUGCCAUUUCCUCCAUACAAGGCGUCUUCUCCCGCCCAGGCCUCCAGGACAGACCGUUUAUUUAUGAUGUGUCAAGUAUCACAGAUCUCCCUCUCGAUGAAGUGGCCUUCGCAAGCCUGACGACCUUCAAGAGGUCCACAGACACGCCGUCAGAGGUGCAAGAGCGGGACUCACCACAGGUUCGCUUCGCCGAGAUUUUGCAGACGAGAGCGCCGGAUGAGUGGGAGGCCUGUCCCCAAGCCGACAUUGAUCUCGUGCGCGAGACGUUCCCCAUGAAGGGACAUGGGUCCUUUCCCGUGUUGGACAUGUACAAGGUCGACAUGACGGGGUACAAUGCCGGCAAGGAUAUUCCGGAUCGACGGCAGCUGAUGUUGUACCGCCUGCACAAGCCAGUCCCUGAAGAAGACAUCAAUGCACACAUCCUUUGCCACGCGUACGAGUCAGAUCGAAAUGGGCUCAUUAUGCUUGGGAACCACCUCGGCUAUGGAUAUAGCCUGGGUCCCGCGGCCACGCUGAGCUACAGCUUCUUCAUUCACGUCAAUGGCGACGAGGCGGUCAUGAGAGGCGACGGAUGGUGGGUUCAGGAGAUGUGGUGGCCUCGGGUGAGUGCGGGACGUUGCAUGCAGGAGACAAGAUUAUGGAGCCCUGAGGGGAAACACGUUGCCAGCGGAUACCAGGACGGGAUGGUCUUGCCUGCGAAGAAAAGCAAGAUCUGA
This is a messenger RNA of Emericellopsis cladophorae, 1008 nucleotides long. RefSeq names its product Acyl-coenzyme A thioesterase-like protein. The coding region runs from base 1 to 1008 and encodes 335 amino acids. NCBI's taxonomy places the organism in Eukaryota, Fungi, Ascomycota, Sordariomycetes, Hypocreales, Bionectriaceae. Gene Ontology annotation, molecular function: fatty acyl-CoA hydrolase activity. The record is from RefSeq and is a predicted model, not a curated record. Gene Ontology annotation, biological process: acyl-CoA metabolic process; fatty acid catabolic process. The transcript has 3 exons. Gene Ontology annotation, cellular component: peroxisomal matrix.